Molecule: messenger RNA, 2217 nt
Organism: Erythranthe guttata (spotted monkey flower)
Lineage: Eukaryota; Viridiplantae; Streptophyta; Magnoliopsida; Lamiales; Phrymaceae
Source: RefSeq, a predicted model, not a curated record
CGAUAUUGGAAACUUGAAGUUAGAGAGAGAAAGAGAGAGAAUUUAACGGAGGAUAAAAAUAUCCGAUAAUGAGCGAUCAGGCAACGGCGAUGAAUCGAAACCAGCAAACACAGGAGCAACAAUUGGCGAGCAUGAACCAGAGUUUGAAACAGCAGCAACAAUUGUUGAUUAUGAACCAGAGUUUGAUAAGUAUGAUGACUACGAACCAGGGUUUGAUGACUACGGUGAACCAGAGUUUAAUCAGUAUGAUGAGUCAAAUGAAUCUGCCCGAGCAGCCUCCGAUUCAGCUGCCGAUGAUGAAUCAGUACCAGCAAAAAAUGCAGCAACAAGUUGCAAGCGUGAAUCAGAGUUUAAGAAAGCAGCAACAAUUGCUGUGUACGGAUCAGACUUUCAAACGGUCACAGCAACCGGCCUUCAUGCGCGCGGUGCAAGCGCAGCAGGUGCAACCGGUGGCUCAGCAGGUGCAACCGGUGGCUCAGCAGGUGCAACCGGUGGCUCAGCAGGGGCAGUUCUUCGCUCAUCAGGGGCAGUCCUUUGCUCAGCAGUUGGCUCAGUGGUCGGCUCAGCAGGUGCAGCCCUUGGCUCAGCAGGUGCAGCCCUUGGCUCAGCAGGUGCAGCCCGUGGCUCAGCCGUUACUGUCGAUGCGGCUGCAACCACAGCAGCAGCUUCAGAUCAAUCAGUGUUUAAACCAACAAGCGGCAAGCAUGAAUCAGAGUUUAAACCAGCAAGAGCAAUUGCCGAGCAGGUAUCAGAGUUUAAACGAGCAGCAACAAGUGUCUAACAUUAAUCAGGGUUUAAACCAGCAGCAACAGCAAAUGACGAGCGUUAAUCAGGGUUUAAACCAAAAGCCACAAGUGCCGGGUUUAAACCAGCAGCAACAACAAAUGACGAGCGUUAAUCAGGGUUUUAACCAGAAGCCACAAGUGCCGAGCGUUAGUCAGGGUUUAAACCAGCAACAACAAGUGCCGAGCAAGAAUCAGGUUUUAGAACGGCAGCAAUAUUUGGUGGGCAUGCAUGAGCGUAUGAAAAAGAGGGCUGCGGAUCUGCUUUUAAAACAGCAGCAGAAGUAUUUGAUGAAUAACGACGGUGGUGGUGCUAUGAAACAAGCACCAUUUUCAGCUUUUGAUAACUCACUGCCACUGGUGGGUCUGUCACUGGGUACAGGGAGCAAUACGAUGGGAAAAGGGGAUAAUAACGAUGAGCACCACAAGUCCUUAUUUCACCCUAGUGGAAUUCUUGGUGGCAAAAUGUUCAAUGGUGGUUGGAAUUUGAAUUCAACCAACAAUGUGUUGCGAAAUCGUAUGGCACAACUGGAGAAGGAGAUUCUAUCUUUGAAAAAAAAGGUGGUCUUGAUGGAGAAGGAAUUUGGGGGAUUAAAGACGAGGAUGGAGAAGGAGUUGGGGGAUUUUAGGAGGAUGAUGGAAGCUCAUUUGGUAGAGGAUUCGGAUGAUGAUAAUGAGGAUUCAGAUGGGGAAUUAAACGAUGAGGAUGAUGAUAAUGAGGAUUCGGAUGCUGAAACUAUUCGAAGUGUUGAAGAGAAAGACGAUGAUAAUAGUGAGGAUUCGGAUGCUGAAACUAUUCGAAGUUACGAUGAUAAUAAUGAGGAUUCAGAUGCUGAUAAUAGUGAGGAUUCGGAUGCUGAAACUAUUCGAAGUUACGAUGAUAAUAAUGAGGAUUCGGAUGCUGAAACUAUUCUAAGUGUUGAAGAGAAAGACGAUGAUAAUAAUGAGGAUUCGGAUGCUGAAACUAUUCGAAGCGUUGAAGAGAAAGACGAUGAUGGUACCGUUUCCGACGGUUCUAAAGCAGCAGGAGAAAAUGUUGAAUUACUUGUUGAAGGGUACAAGAGUAAUAAUGACACCGUUACUAAACAUGUGAACGGUAAGCAAGGUAAAAGCUACAGUGACGAGCCACUUGAGGAGUCAAAUAAUGAUGUGGAUGCAGAAAUCAAGGUAAAUGAUGACGAGGAUGCUGAGCUUUAUGGAUAUGUGAUGGUAGGAUGAGAAGGUAGUGCCCGAUUCGGUGCAAUGAUGCCCCGUUAAUUCUCAUCUGUAUUCGUAAGCAUAUAGGUAUAUAGUCGGCCCUCACCAUUUCUGCAGUCCUUACUCCUUAGCAUUAUUCUUAGCAUUUCUACUACUUUAUGUCUAUUAGGACCUUUAAUUUUAGUUCUUCGCUUAAUGGUUUGAACAGUGAAGUGAUAAAAUAUUUUUCUUUAAUUUU